AUGAGUCCGAAGUUUCAUGCUUUUAUGUUACCAUGGUUUGCUUAUGGUCACAUGACUCCAUAUCUGUAUCUAGCUAACAAACUUGCAGAGAAAGGUAACAAAGUCACCUUCUUGCUGCCCAAGAAAGCUCAGAAGCAACUUGAGCAUCUCAAUCUCUUCCCUGACAACAUCGUCUUUCACCCUCUUACAAUCCCUCAUGUCGAUGGCCUCCCUCCUGGUACCGAGACAGCCUCGGAUAUACCGGUCUCCUUGGGAAAGUUCCUAUCCCAAGCCAUGGAUCUCACACGUGAUCAGGUCGAAGCUGCGGUUCUCGCUUUGAAGCCGGACCUGAUCUACUUCGAUCUUGCUUUUUGGGUGGCUGAAAUGGCUAGAGGACACAGAGUGAAGAGUGUGUGUUAUCAUGUGGUAUCUGCUGCAGCUAUAGCUUAUGCACUUUCUCCAGAUGCUGAACUAGGGCUUCCCCCACCGGGUUAUCCUUCUUCAAAGGUCACUAUCCGUGGCCGCGACGGUUAUACUUGGUUGUUCAUGCCCGCAAGUAAGAGGAUUUUUUUUCGGGUUGAGACAGGUCUUAGGAACUGCGAUGUCAUCUCAUUAAGGACAUGCCAGGAAAUCGAAGGCCAGUUCUGUGAUUUCAUCGAGCUUCAAUACCAGAAGAAAGUUCUCUUAACAGGUCCAAUGCUCCCUGAGCUAGACAAGACUAUACCACUAGAAGAUCAGUGGAGUCACUGGUUGAGGGGGUUCGAGACCGGGACUGUAGUGUUUUGUGCAUUAGGCAGCCAAAUCAAUCUAGAGAAGGAUCAGUUUCAAGAACUUUGCCUAGGAAUGGAACUGACGGGGUUACCGUUUCUUGUAGCGGUAAAUCCACCAAAAGGUGUGCAGACGAUUCAAGAAGCGUUACCAAAAGGGUUCGAGGAGCGGGUGAAGGGUCGUGGAGUGGUGUGGGGAGAAUGGGUGCAGCAACCUUUGAUAUUGGCUCAUCCAUCAGUAGGAUGCUUUGUGAGCCAUUGUGGGUUUGGAUCAAUGUGGGAGUCGCUAAUGAGUGAUUGCCAGAUAGUGUUGCUUCCAUAUUUGAAUGAUCAGGUUCUCAACACGAGGUUGAUGACCGAGGAACUCGAGGUUUCCAUAGAGGUGCAAAGAGAAGAAAGUACAGGAUGGUUCUCUAAAGAAAACCUGAGCGAUGCGAUCAUCUCUGUGAUGGAGAAAGACAGCAAGAUAGGUUGUCGGGUGAGGAGAAACCACGCAAAGUGGAAGGAGUGUCUGCUUCGUCAUGGACUAAUGAGCGGUUCUGUUGACAAGUACGUAGAAGCAUUAAUAAAUUUAAUUUAG
Molecule: messenger RNA, 1326 nt
Organism: Microthlaspi erraticum
Lineage: Eukaryota; Viridiplantae; Streptophyta; Magnoliopsida; Brassicales; Brassicaceae
Source: the annotation of a GenBank genome assembly